AUGGAAUUAAAGUCAAACUUUGGUGGUAAAUCUUCUUUGGAUUAGGAUAAAUCAGCGAUAGACAAAAUUCAAAAUGAAGUGAAAUUGAUAUAUUUCAAAGUCACUCAACAGUUAUUAAAAGAGGAAGAACAAUCAAUCAUUCUCAAUUUACUAGCCAUCAUAAUUCAAUUCUUUUAAGCCACUUACAUUAUCUUCAAUCGUCAAACAUGGAAAAUUUGGUAGACUUUUGAAGUAACUGAAUGGCUUAAUAAGAUAUUUGGGUAAUGUUAAAUAAGCUAAGAAGAUAUUCGAUGCUAGUUCCUUACUUUCAAAUGCUAUCAUUUCCAGCCCUUGUUGCUAUGAUGUAUGUCUGCUUAGGUUUGGUUGUAUUUGCCUUCAUGUUGAUCUUCUUUCUAAGCUAUAGAUUAAAAUCAGCAUUUACUUGGCCAAUCUACAUUUUGAGAAUUUUGAUUCAAAUGUUUUUAUCAGUUCUCUAUAUGCCAAUAAUGGAUAUAUUUUUUUCAUUAAUUGCUUGCACAACUGAUGAGAAUGGAAAUAAUAUAAACUAAAUUUUUAUUGAAGUUACUUGUUGGUAAGGUGUUCAUAUAGUACAUGGCAUUGUAUCCAUUUUGGGUAUUGUUAUAUUCUAUUUAUUUUGUGUCACUUUUGCCAUGAUUUAUUAUGAACCAAGGUAUUUACCUAAAGAACCACAAUCGAAGAAAUCUGGUAGAAGCUUAGCAAUUUUUUUAACCUAUGAAUUAGUUAUGAUCAUAUGCUAUACAUUUAUGAUUGGAAGAUCAUAUGAUUAUCUAUUCAUUUUGAUUAUGUUAGUUGGAAGUUUUAUUAUUUUUUGGAAAAUGCAUAUUGAAAAUCCACACAAUAAUGUAUAUAUAGCUAAAAUGUGGUCUAUGCUUGUUUCUGUAAAUAUGUGGAGUGUUAUAUUAUUAUGUUUUGCUAAAUUUCUUGAGGGUCAAUUAUUUUUUGGAACUAUUUAUGCAUGGUUAUCAGGAUUACCUUUAAUGAUUAUAGCAGUUUUGAAAACUGAAAAAUUGAAUUAUGAUUUACUUUUAACAAAUCUUAACAAAGUUACAGAUCCCCAAGAAGUACUUAAUUUGACAGAUCAUCUUAUCAAACUAUAUUAUAUUUAAGAUGCAGAUUCAUAAUUAAUGAUUGAUGGAUUCUUAGAAAUACAUAGAGCAACUUGCGCAAGGGAAGAUUGUUAUUUAAAAUAAAAAAAAUUACCAAAUUAGAGAUUGGCAAAACCAUUCUUUAAAGAUUAAAAUCUUCAAGAAAGAGAUGUUGAUUUACUUAUGGUAUUAGGCUAAAUUUACUUUAAUUAAAUCAAACGAUUUCCAAAUGAAAUUGCAUUAAGACUACGAUAUGCAUUAUUUCUACUAGAUCUCAUGAAAUAGAGACAAUAAGCAUUAAAUGAAUUAAUAUAAACGGAACAAUUAUGUCCAAGCUUUGAUAAUGAAUUCAUCAUUUUUAGAUAUAAGUAGAUUGUUGAAUAUGAAAUGAAUGCAGCAUAGAAUGAGAAUAUGGGUAAUUUAGAUGUAGCAACAGAAUUAGCAUUUUAAAAUCAUAUGAGAUCAUUUUAAAAUAAAAUUGAAAGAGCAACUUUAAUGCAUAUGGACUUUUGGUCAUAAUUAUAAGAAGACUCUCCUGAUUUAGGUAAAAUGAAUAAUAUUGGAGCUAAAAUCAAUUUAUCAAUUACUUAAGUAGAAGAACUUUGGAAUAAAAUGCAAAUGAUGACUUAAAAUUUACCUAAAGCUAUGAGAUUAUAUGGAAAAUUCAUUAUUGAAGUAUUAUAAGAUAAAGAUUAUGGAGAAGAAUUAUUAGAAAAAGCUCGUAGAUUAUAAUAGUAAAAUAGUAAGAACAAGAAUAAAUAAAUGAUAUCAAUAUUAAGUGGUGAGGAUUUAAGUUAAGAACCUAAUCCUACGACUUUGGUUUCAACAGCAGCUGAGAAAUUUGCAUAAAUUAUUAAUUUAAAUUUAUCAUGCUGCAAUUUAUUUGGAUAUAGUAAAUCAGAAAUGAUAAAUAGAAAGAUCAAUAUUUUUAUGCCAAAUCUUUAUGCUAAGUUUCAUGAUUCUUAUGUUGAACACUUUCUUUAGACAAAUGAUAAUAAAAAUAUUAAUAAAGAAAGAUUAAUCUACAUUAAAUUAAAAUCAAAUUAUAUAGCUCCAUGUUUUUUAAUGUUGAAAAUCAUUCAAUCUUUAGAUGACAAUUUAUAAUUGGCUGCACAAUUUAGAUUACCUAAAAUCUUUAGGCCAACAUGCUACAUUAUUACUGAUUCUGAAGAAAUUGUUGAUUCUAUAUCAGCCUCUUGUAUUCCUUUGUUGAAUAUAGAUUAAAAAGUGAUUUCCCACAAAAAGGUUUCUUUAAUAGAUAUCUUUCCUAAAUUUGCAGAAAAUAAAUCUUAAUAUUUAACUAAAGUAGGAGGACUGUUGUAAUUUUCUGCCUAUUAAUCUUAAUUUAGUAAUUCAAAUAUAACAGAAGAAAAGGAACAAGAACAUAUAACAUUUAUGUGUUAUAUGAGUGAAGUAAUGAAUGAUUCAAUUGAUUAAUUGGCUGGUUAUAUAAUCAGAUUAGAAUUGUAAGGAUAGGAUUAAAGUAUUAAUUAAGAAUUACUGGCUAAUAAUAAUCAUUUAAAGAGUGGGAGUAGUUUAUAAUUUAAAUUUAAUCCUUAACGUGCAAUGUUUAGUGGAGAAUUUGUAGCAGAUACUAAUUCUUAAAGAGUAGAUUAGACUAUAUUAUGGGAUUAAAAUGAUUAAUCAUCUAUGAUAUCUUCAAAUUAGAUUGAAGUUUUAAAUUCAGGGAAUAUAAGAUCAUAAGUUAAGACUGAUAAAUCGGAAGAAUAAAAUUAAAAUAAUAAAAUUAAUUAUGGAGAAGGAAUUAAAAUAUUAAGAUUAUUUGAAAAUAGACUCUAGGAUAUAGAUGAUAAGGAUGAUAUAAUGUCAGAAGAUGAGGAGAUUGGAAAGAAUAGUGUAUUUUAAAAUAAUUAAGAACAAUCAAUAGAGAAUGAUUAAUAAAGAAAUGAAUAGAAUAAUAUUUUUAGAUCAAGAAAGAAUUUAUUCUAAAUUAUUAAUAGUAAUUAAACUCCAAAAGUCAUUACUAAAUUAAGUUGGACUGCCAAUAUACUUGCAUUAAUCUUGGUUGUACUUUCUUUUGUUGAUUUCUUUAUUAUCUAUGCAUAAUAUGAGGAUAUUUAUAAUACAAUCCUUCUAGUUAGAAACUAAAAUUAAAGAAAUGCUGAAUUAUAAACAAUAACAACUAGUGUUUAAAAUCUAUUAAUGUUAAAUUUAGAUGUUUGGUAAUUGAAAACAGAUAAUGAUAAGAAAACAUAUGAAACUACAUGGAAAACUAAAUUGAAUAAUUCAAUUACAAAUGUUGAUAUUUUAAAUAAAGAACUUAUGUUAUCUAAUGUUGGAUUAAGUGAUACAAUAUUAGAUAUGUUAAGUACAGAUAUUGUUAUCAUGAAAUCAAGUGAUGGUAAUGAAUAAUUAUAUGAUUUAUCUGAGGCAAUUUAAUAAAUUAUAAGUAAAUCUCUUAUAAUAAGAGAAAAAAACAUUGUCAAUAUUAGUAUGUAAGAUAUAGAUGUAAGUUUUGUUUUAUAUAAUUCUUUAAAUAGUUUAAUCUAUUAAUUAAGAUUAUUUUCAACAUUAUAUGCUAAUGAAUUAAGAAUCAAAACCUAAGAUAAUGGAUAAUCAUUUCUAUUAAUUUUAGGGGUCUCAGCUGCAGGAAUUGGACUUGGAUUGAUCAUAAUGAUAAUUGCAAUGAUAUCUGUAAGCAAAAACUAAGAAGAAGUCUUAGCAAUGUUUUUAGAUCUUCCAGAUAAAACUGUUAAAUAUUUGUAUAAUAAAAGUGAAAACUUUAUUUCUAAUUUAUAAAUGGGUGAAGAUGAUGAAAUGAUGUCAGAAAUAGAUGAUGUAGAAAAGGAAGAAUAAGAAGAAUUAAAUAAGACUUUGAAGACAAAGAGAAAGAAGAAAAAGUUUAAAAAUACUAACAAAGAUUAAAGAAAUUUUAUUUUUGGUAUAUUUUUUGUUUUGUCAAUAACUUAAGGAUAUUUUGUGUUGAAUUAUAUUUUAAGUAAUACAUUUCUAAGUAAUCUUGAUUAAAUGAUACCAGAAAUAAAUGCAACUGCUAGAGCUGAAAGUUUUUAUAGAUUUGUAGAUAUAGGAGAAAGAGCUUUAUUUUUGGAUAAAAAUUCAACAAUAAUGAAUUAAGAUGCUUAUACAAUGGUUAAAAAUAAUCUUAAUGCUUUAUAUACAUUAGAUUCCUCUAUGCAUCAAGAACAUUCAUUAAAUGUUGAAAUUACUAAUUAAAUUUAUCUUGAUGCUUUUAAAGAAAUAUUUAUGUCUCAACCUUGUACAAUAUUAGCUACUGUAAUGAAUGAAGUUAAUGAAUAAGAUUGUUAGACAUUUGCAGAUGGAGCAAUUUAUUAAGGUAUGGCAGUUGGAGUUGCUCGUUAUUUUGAAAAUUUAAGGUACAUAAUGACAAUAUAUGAUUAAUUUUGGAAUAAUUCUAAAGUUAAUUUUACUCAACUGGCUCGUGGAUUUGCUACUUUCAAAAAUAUUACUAAGAAUUCAGAUAAUACAACAAAUUAUGUUCUUAAUUUAAAUAAUUUCAAUCAUACAAAAGAAGCAAGAUAAAUGCAGGAUAAUUAUCAUAGAGGAACAUUUCGUUAUUUAAUCUAAAAAAUGAUUGAAGGAAUUUAUCAAGAUAUGGAAAGCAGUAGAACUUAGCUUCUGGCAUUUUUCAUUGUAUUUGAAGUUCUUUUAUUUGUUAUAUAUUUCAUAUUGUGGUUACCAUUAGUUGUUAAAAUGACUAAAGACAUUUGGAGAACUAGAUCAAUGAUCAUGAUGAUUCCUUUGAGAGUUAUCUAAAAUAUUAGAUCUAUUAAAGCAUACAUCAAAGAGAAUAUACAAAUUAAUGAUAUUGAUGUUUGA
Molecule: messenger RNA, 4925 nt
Organism: Paramecium pentaurelia
Lineage: Eukaryota; Ciliophora; Oligohymenophorea; Peniculida; Parameciidae
Source: the annotation of a GenBank genome assembly